Molecule: messenger RNA, 1008 nt
Organism: Chaetomium strumarium
Lineage: Eukaryota; Fungi; Ascomycota; Sordariomycetes; Sordariales; Chaetomiaceae
Exons: 2
Coding region: 1-1008 (335 amino acids)
Source: RefSeq, a predicted model, not a curated record
AUGAGGGCCUUCGGUCAUAUCAUCUUACUCCUGACCUUCUUCCAUGUUUGUGUGGCCAAGAACAAGUGCUAUUACCCAAAUGGAGUGCAAUCAGACAGCGAUUUCCCCUGCGACCCCAACGCUGAGCAGAGCCCGUGUUGCGGCGGAAGCUUUGGGUCCGUUUGUCUCACCAACAAGCUGUGCAGGGGCCCAGAUGGGAAUCUGAUCAGGGGAUCAUGUACGGCCCAGGACUGGAGCGCUCCCGAAUGCGCCCAUUACUGCCUAGGCGCAACCCGCGGCGGAACCGAUCUCAUCUCAUGCCAAAACGUCACCGGAACCGACACACUCUUCUGCUGCGACCCUGGCCGAGCCUUCUGCUGUAACGACGGCGUGGCCCGGUUCGAGGUGCUCCCCUCCAAACCACAAAUCCUGGCGACCUGGGACAUGAGCGCGAGCCAGUUCGUGGUGGUCCUCAAGACAGCGUCUCCAUCUUCAUCCCUCUCCGUGUCAACAACACUCGCAACAACAACAUGGACCCAAGGGCCCCCAGCCUCCACCUCGUCAGGAGCUGCUGACCAGUCCACCGGCCAAACACAGCAGACGACCUCGAGCGGUAGCAGUGGUGGCCUCCCUGUAGCCGCGCAAGCAGGCAUCGGCGCCGGGGUGGCGGUCCUCGCGAUCUCGCUCGGGAUCAUCGCCUUUCUGCUCUGGAAACUGCGCCAGAGGAACAAGCUGGAGAAGGGAGCAGCUGCCCAUCAUCCAGCAGGAGGACCUCGACUGUACGAGCCCGGGGAUAGGACACUCGGUGGUGAGCCAUGGCAUUAUCCUGCCAGUGGCAGUGGCGAGGGUGUUGCUGCUGCUGGUCUUGUUGGGGUGACGGCGGAGAUGCCCGAGAAAGAACCUCAAGAGAUGCAAGGGUGGGAUCCUCAUAACCCUGCGUACGGGUACGGCUCAAAUCUGCAGCCGGGAGGAAGGGAUGCAGUGGCUAGGGCUGAGUUACCAGUCUCUCCUCGGGAUCGGGCCUUCUGA